CCAAAAAAAUUGAAAGGAAAGAUAAAGAGAAAUGGCAAAUGAGAUUUCAUGCAUAUUUCUCUCCUGUAUUGUUAUUCUAUCAUGAAAUAGCUGAAAGACGCCUCCUGAGUUUAUUUCUGCUGCUCAGAAACCCCACAAGCCCAGAGAGGCAGAGACAAGGCUGCUGGGAGAAGAGUUUGGGCAGCACUGAAUGAGUUAUCUAUCUGAAAUAGUGAAAUAAAAAGGAAGCCAUCAAUCAGCUUUCUUAGCUGAGAAGGAGAAAAGAAAGGGAUAGAGACAACCCAUGAAGGAUAAAAAAGAAAUAUGAGAAAAGGACUCGACCCUCUUUGUGGCAACUUGUAAAGAUACUACUUUGACAAGAAAGUUUCGAUCUUUCGCAGCUCUGUGACCUUACCUAUCCACGAUUCUAUUGCUAUAUAUCCUUAUAAUUAGAAUACAAAAGAAAACAAAGGACAGAGCAAGAGAAUGGUCUGAAGAGCUUUGCAUGGCGACCCACAGAAUAGGAGAAACUGGUUUAUCUGAGUCAGGACCUUCAACUUCAAGUCACCAUGCUCCUUAUGGGGUUCUUCACGGGAUUAAUUCUCCUCCAUCCAGCUUAAUCAAUCAAGGAUCUGGUUUUUACUUUGGAGGAUUGGAAGAAGCAAUUCUGCAAGGAGUGAAGAUUAGGAAUGAAGAAGCCAAAGCAUCUUUAUUCACAGGCAAGCCUGCAGCUACACUGGAGAUGUUCCCUUCAUGGCCCAUGAGAUUCCAGCACAUCCCAAGAGAAAGUGGUUCAAAGUCGGGAGGGGAGAGCACUGAUUCAGGAUCAGGACUGAAUACUAUUUCAAGCAAAACAGAAGCACAGUUUGAAUCAGAAUCUCCCUUGAGUAAAAAAGCAUCUUGUACUGAUUAUCAGGCUCUUGAGCAGCAGCAGAAACAGCAGCUACAGCAACUAGAACAGGAGAUGGCAAUCGAUGCCUCAAGAUGCCAAACACAGAAUCAGAAUCAAUCAGCUGCUAGACCGUUGAAGGGAAAGAGGAAGGGAGGCGGUCCUGCAUCAGAGAAACAACUUGAUCCAAAGACACUUAGGCGUCUAGCUCAGAACAGAGAGGCUGCGAGGAAAAGCCGUCUCAGAAAAAAGGCUUACGUGCAGCAGCUAGAGUCAAGUAGAAUAAAGCUUUCCCAGCUCGAGCAAGAGCUUCAAAGAGCACGCUCUGAGGGACUGUUGAUGGGCUCUGGUGGUACUGCUAGUGCCAACAUAAGUUCUGGUGCUGCAAUAUUUGACAUGGAAUAUGGAAGAUGGUUGGAAGAAGACCAGCGGCACAUGGAGGAGCUGCGACGGAGCUUGGAGGUGGCGGUGUCGGACAAUGAACUGAGAGUAAUGGUGGAGAGUUAUUUGAGGCACUACGACGAGAUAUUUGAACUGAAGGAAGUCGCAGCAAAAUCAGACGUGUUUCACGUCAUGAACGGAAUGUGGACCACCCCGGCCGAGCGAUGCUUCCUCUGGAUUGCCGGGUUCAGACCCUCCGAUCUCAUCGGGAUGUUGAUGCUGCAGUUAGAGCCGGUGGCGGAGCAGCAAAGAAUGGGGAUGUAUGAGCUGAGACAGUCGACGCUGCAAGCGGAGGAGGCUCUGACUCAGGGGCUCGACCAGCUUCAGCACUCUCUCCUUCACACCGUCGUCGGAGGCCUCACUGUCGAUGGCGUUCACCAGAUGUUUCUCGCUAUGACCAAGCUUUCCAACCUCGAAGCCUUUAUCCGCCAGGCCGAUAAUUUGAGACAGCAAACACUUCACCAGUUGUGUCGACUGCUGACAGUUCGUCAAGCAGCAAGAUGUUUUCUUGUGAUCGGAGAGUACUAUGUUCGUCUUCGAGCUCUUAGUUCUCUUUGGGCAUCACGACCACGAGAGGCAUUGAUCAACGAUGAGACAUGCCAACAAGUAGCAACAAACAUGGCAAUAGUUCAGUCGUCCCAGAACCAUUUCUCGAGUUUCUGAUAAUACAUGAAACCAUUACCCUGAAAGUCGUUUUUGGUGCGAGUGAACAUGGAUAUCAAGAAGAACACGGCGUGUUUCUAUAUUUUUCUUCUUUUUCAGCAUUAAAUUAAAUUCACCCUUUUGAUAACUAUAUAAAUAUAUAUAUGUUGAUCGCGAGUUUCAUGUGAUUGAUGAGGAAGCUUCUACUUUUGCUAAAAAGAAGUACAAUUUAAACAGUCCAUAUUGAGGAGGUGAGUUAAUCAUGUA
Prosopis cineraria is the source of this 2218-nucleotide messenger RNA. RefSeq names its product transcription factor TGA9-like. Gene Ontology annotation, biological process: DNA-templated transcription; regulation of DNA-templated transcription. The transcript is spliced from 13 exons. Bases 485 to 1972 code for a protein of 495 amino acids. Lineage: Eukaryota; Viridiplantae; Streptophyta; Magnoliopsida; Fabales; Fabaceae. The record is from RefSeq and is a predicted model, not a curated record. Gene Ontology annotation, molecular function: DNA-binding transcription factor activity; sequence-specific DNA binding.